AGGGGUAUAAAACCGGCUCCUCUAUAGAAAAAUGUUGAAAAAAUGGCUCUAAUCCAAGUUUUUUUGGUAAUUUUUGCCAUUACUGUGGUCCAUUGUGCCAACCUCCCUGAUUACCGUUCUGCGAUCGAACCGGUGAAAAACUGCACCAAACCGGGCCCCCUUUGCGAAACCUGCUCCAGUCUAGUCGGCUGUGUCCAAAACGCUGACGGUACUUGGAGGAAAAAUCCCCUCGCCAAAUGCGACCUCCCCUCCCGAUGUGUCAAUGGUGUGUGUACAACCGCUGAAGAGCCCUUUUGUUGGGGUACUGCCGAUUUGGACUUCCCCUGUCAGACUGUGGGGAUUUUCCCCGAUCCGUUUUACUGCAACAAAUUCGUUCUUUGUGUGAAGGAAGGAGCAAGGUUAAGGCCUUUUCUCAACGAGUGUCCUCAAGGCUUCGGAUUCAAUGUCGAAACGGAUCUGUGUGAUGAUGAAUUGACUGAUGGACAAUGCCCAGAUGGGGCACUUCCGGUGCCCAUUUGCAAGCAAGCGGGGCAAAGUGGGGCCAUAGAGGGGAAACCAGCGAUGUUCUAUAUCUGUGAGCAGUACAGUCAGGUGAAGAAAGUUUUGUAUCCGGUGAUGGAUGUCUGUCCGGGGGCGCAGGUCUAUGACCAGUAUCAGUGUGCCGACAAGGGGGGUACUACUCCGACUAGUACUAGUACUGAUAGUGAAACCACUACUACUUGGUAGUAGUACUGGUACCACCAAAACCAUCGACACCAAGCACUACUAUAAUUUCUUGCCUACUUUAUAAGUAAUUUUUUUGUAAUUAAGUACWUAUAUUAAAUAUAAAGAUAUUACGUAGA
This is a messenger RNA of Tribolium madens (black flour beetle), 842 nucleotides long. RefSeq lists its product as uncharacterized. Gene Ontology annotation, cellular component: extracellular region. Gene Ontology annotation, molecular function: chitin binding. The coding region runs from base 43 to 726 and encodes 227 amino acids. Lineage: Eukaryota; Metazoa; Arthropoda; Insecta; Coleoptera; Tenebrionidae. The record is from RefSeq and is a predicted model, not a curated record. The transcript has a single exon.